Molecule: messenger RNA, 603 nt
Organism: Andrographis paniculata
Lineage: Eukaryota; Viridiplantae; Streptophyta; Magnoliopsida; Lamiales; Acanthaceae
Product: ribosomal protein S1, mitochondrial-like
Exons: 1
Coding region: 1-603 (200 amino acids)
Source: RefSeq, a predicted model, not a curated record
AUGAGCCGUUUGUUUCCACGAUCCAAUUCAAGCUUCUUCCUUCGUAGCGGACUCGCUCUGGAUGCGAAAGUCGUGCGGCUAAGGGAAGAGAUGUACCUCAUAGACGCCGGCGUGGGUAAGCCGCGGAUAGCCACUCAGGAAGAGAUCAUCAAACCCCCAAACCACGACGGACCGGCUCGCUUCUCGAACCGAGUCGGCUUCCUCAACCCGUCGAACCAAGAUUCAUCGGUGAAGAACCAGCUCCUGCAGCGAUUCUUCGUUGAUCUGGUGACCGGAGAUGCGCGGGCCAAACAGCAGGCGGCGGCGCGGUUCGAUGACUUGGUGGGGCUAAGCGACACCGUUAGCGGUGGGGAGCAGCCUCUCCUCCUCCCUCGGAGGUUCAGGAAGCAGCGAGCGUGGACUGAACUUCUGAAGAAGUGGAGGUCCAAUUCGAAGGUGAAAGGUUUCGUGGCGCAGAGUACAAGAGGAGGCUAUUCGAUCGCCAUUGCCGGUUACCUCGCGUUUGUCCCGACUCGUAACGCUAUGAAUAACAGGCUCAGCGGCGAUCGCUAUAUCAUCCAGAGCAUCAGCCCUAAGAAUUUAGUGGUUGCCCCAGUUCGAUGA